This is a messenger RNA of Glycine soja, 1490 nucleotides long. RefSeq lists its product as uncharacterized. The record is from RefSeq and is a predicted model, not a curated record. The transcript has 2 exons. NCBI's taxonomy places the organism in Eukaryota, Viridiplantae, Streptophyta, Magnoliopsida, Fabales, Fabaceae. The coding region runs from base 366 to 1142 and encodes 258 amino acids.
UAAUAGAAUAAAGUUAUCUAUCUACCCCAACUCCCCAUGGAUUAUUCAUCCAGUACGUGAUAGUUUAAUACCAAGACCAUCCGGGGUCAACUGUUAGGGGGAGAGUGAGAAAAAACAAAAGGGUCAUAAUUGUUAAUCACCUUCAUCCAUUCUUGAUGCUAUCAAUUUGUGCCACAAAAACAAACCUUCAGCAUUUGGAUUGGUUUUCAGUUAAUUUUCGGGACAAUAAUAAAACAAUAUUCUUGCUGAGUGUGGGGCCAAGUCCAAUGCAAUAAGAAAAGUGGCACUCUUUCUUCUUUUCUGGUCUACAAUGCUAUGUAGCUUGGAGCGGUGUUACGGUGACAGAGUGAGAGUGAGAGUGAGAAAUGGGUCUGCUUUCUAACAGAGUGGAGAGACAUGAGAUCAAGCCUGGUGAUCACAUCUACACUUACAGAGCCGUUUUCACCUAUUCCCAUCAUGGCAUUUUUGUUGGGGGAAGCAAGGUUGUACAUUUCAGACCUGAAAGGAACUUAAAGUCAAUGACUGAGACAUCAUCAAACUGGGAUGAUCCAACAUCAAACCCAUGUCCAACCUUUCCUGAUUGUGGAUUCAGACAGCCAAACUGUGGUGUAGUCCUUUCCUGCUUAGACUGUUUCCUUCGAAAUGGGUCUCUUUACUGUUUUGAGUAUGAGGUUUCACCAUCUGUUUUCCUCAGCAGAAUAAGGGGUGGCACAUGCACUACUGCAUCAGCUGACCCACCAGAGACUGUUAUUCAUCGAGCAAUGUAUCUUCUUCAAAACGGCUUUGGUAAUUAUAAUGUUUUUCAGAACAAUUGUGAGGAUUUUGCCUUGUACUGCAAAACUGGUCUUUUGAUACAAGACAAGCAAGGGGUUGGAAGAAGUGGCCAAGCUUCUUCUGUUAUUGGUGCUCCAUUGGCUGCAAUGAUCACUUCUCCUCUCAAGUUGUUAAUGCCAAGUCCUGUUGGUGUUGCUACUGUAACAGCAGGUAUGUACUGCAUGAGCAGAUAUGCAACUGACAUUGGUGUCAGAAGUGAUGUGAUCAAGGUGCCAGUGGAAGACUUGGCUGUGAACCUUGGAUGGACUUGUCAAGAGGAGGAGAUAGCUGAACAUGAAACUUCAGACAGACAGAUUACUACCAGAUGAUUUAGCAUUGCUCUUUAUCCUUGUUAUGGACAUGAAACUGUUGCAUGUGUCACUGGAGUUAUACACUAGUUCAUAGCAGAUUUGUCUUCAUUCAUGCUAUAUCUUUUGUAAUUGGUGUCUAGUUAUUCAAGUUGUGUAUGAGAUGGAAAUGCAAUAAUAUUAUUACCUACAGUAGUAACUACAAUGUGAUGUAUUCCUCUGAGACAAAUUUUCUUCUGGUUGCCUAUAAUAAUGCAACAUCUACCUACUACAGUGUGAUGUAUUCCUCUGUGAUGUAUUCCUCUGAUUGAACCAUCUUGUUGUGUAUCAUAGAAAAUCAAGUUGAAUUCUAUUUUGCUAUAUUUCUAA